Corylus avellana is the source of this 1065-nucleotide messenger RNA. NCBI's taxonomy places the organism in Eukaryota, Viridiplantae, Streptophyta, Magnoliopsida, Fagales, Betulaceae. The record is from RefSeq and is a predicted model, not a curated record.
AUGGUAAUCUCGCUGAUUUGGGUAGCUUACUUGCUGGCCGAUUGGGCUGCUAUCUUUGCAUUGGGACUUAUUUCCAGGCGUCAAAAAUAUACUCAAAAAUUUGAUGAUCAUGCUGACAUUCUGGUGUUUUGGGCUCCCUUUCUUUUGUUACACCUUGGUGGUCCAGAUACCGUAACUGCUUUUGCUCUGGAGGAUAAUGCUCUCUGGCUAAGGCACUUGGUUGGGCUCCUAAGCCAGGUUGUCACUUCUACUAUUAUCUUUGGCCAAUCCCUUCCCAGUAACAAGUUAUGGGUCCAUACUCUCCUUCUGUUUGUCGCUGGAACCAUCAAGUAUGGUGAGCGAACAUAUGCUUUAUUUCAAGCAAACCUGAAUACAUUUCGAAAAUCCAUGCUUCAAGCGCCUGAACCAGGACUUAACUAUGCAGAGUUAAUGGAGGAAUUUGAAAGAAGAAAAUUCUAUAACAUACCCCAAGCUGGCCGAAGAGUACCCAAGAGCAACUUUAUACCACUCGAUGUCGAUUCUACUGCUGUACAGGUGCGACUUGCUUAUCACUUCUUCAAAAUGUUCAAGGGUCUCAUUGUGGAUCACAUCUUUAAUAUCCAUGAGCGUCGGGACAGCCGAGAUUUUUUCGGUGGGCGAAGCGCAGAAGUUGUUUUGAACGUCGUAGCAGUUGAACUCAACUUCUUGUAUACAGUACUCUAUACGAAGGCUGUCGUGAUACGUUCAAUAUUUGGAUACUUUGCCCGGUUUAUAUCCAGUUGUGCGGUUGUUGCAGCUCUUUCAACCUUCUAUUCAAUAGAUAAGCAUGGUUUUGGCAAGAUUGACGUUGAAAUUACCUAUACCUUGCUCUUUGGUGCCAUAGCCUUGGAUACAAUUGCUCUCUUUAUGAUGGCUUUCUCUGAUUGGACUGUUGCUCUUGCUUCCACCCUGCAGUUGUCGAGGAAUAAAAGAUGGAGAAAUGAAAGGUUGUUGAGAAGUUUAAAGUUCCACAUUGUUGCUGUUGUUUGUCUUAAUUGGGAGGAGGAUGGACGUCUGAUUACUAAGUUUUGGUUGGAUGCUUACUAA